AUGGCCUACUAUCUACACAAAGCAAAGGAGCUCAAAUUCUGCACUAUUAUACCACUUAAAUUGGAUUCAGUCAAUGCACAGUACACAGAUUACGCAAACCAUCCCAUGACAAUGGAUCGUGUAGAGAAGAACAUUAAGAAAAGAAAAUAUAGUGAGGAUUUUUUACAGUAUGGUUUUACCUCAAUAAUUACAGCAGGAAUUGAGAAACCGCAAUGUGUUAUUUGUUGUGAAGUUCUAUCAGCCGAAUCUAUGAAGCCAAACAAACUAAAAUGCCAUUUUGAUAGCAAGCAUCCGAGCUUUGCCGGCAAGGACUAUUUUAGAAGCAAAGCUGAUGGACUCAAGAAAGCCAGAGUUGACAAUGGUGGCAAGUACCACAAACAAAACAUAGGCGUUGAAGCUUCAUAUUUGGUGGCACUCAGAAUCGCCAGAGCUAUGGAACCUCACACCAUUGCUGAGGAUUUUCUGUUGCCAGUGGCCAAAGACAUUUUUCGAGUUAUGAACGGAGAUGAAUUUGUUAUGAAAUUGAGUGCAAUUUCCUUAUCUAACGACACUGUCCGCAGAAGAAUAGAUGACAUGUCUGCUGAUAUUCUUGAUCAGGUAAUCCAGGAAAUUAAAUCUGCUCCACUUCCAAUAUUUAGUAUCCAGCUUGAUGAAUCUACAGACGUUGCAAAUUGUUCGCAGUUACUGGUUUACGUGAGGUAUAUUAAUGAUGGCGACUUUAAAGAUGAGUUUCUUUUUUGCAAACCUCUUGAAAUGACAACUACUGCAUGUGAUAUAUUUGACACAGUUGGUUCAUUUCUGAAAGAGCGUAAGAUCUCUUGGGAAAAGGUUUGUGAUGUUUGCACAGAUGGUGCUCCAGUUAUGCUAGGAUGUUGAUCUGGAUUUCAACGUUUGGUACCGAAUGAGUCACCAAAAGUCAUCGGAACUCACUGUAUGAUUUAUCGGCAAAUAUUAGCAACGAAGACGCUGUCACAAGAUUUACAAGAAGUAAUGAAAAGCGUCAUAAUUUGGGUCAAUUUUGUAAAGGCGAGCACUUUAAACAGUCGACUGGUUUUGCAUCUGUGCAACGAGUUGGAUGCGCUGAACAAUGCUCUGCUAUUUCACACUGAAGUGAGAUGGUUGUCGAGAGGAAAAGUUUUAAAACGUGUUUUUGAGCUUCGUGAUGAACUCAAAAUGUUUUUUAAUCAGAAAGCAAGACCGCAGUUCGAAGCACUUUUCGGCGAUAAAAAUGAACUGCAGAAAAUAGCUUACUUGGUUGACAUCUUUGCCAUCUUGAAUGAGUUAAAUUUAUCACUGCAAGGACCAAAAACAACAUGCCUCAAUUUGUCUGAAAAGAUCCGAUCAUUCCAAAUGAAACUUCAGCUUUGGCAAAAAAAAUUAGAUGAAAAUAAAAUUUACAUGUUGCCUACCCUAUCCGAUUUCUUUGAGGAACAUGACAUUGAACCAGACAAAAGGAUUACGAUGAUAAUUUCUGUGAAAGAACACUUGCACAUGCUUGCAGAAGAAAUUUCAUUGCACUUUCCAAAUCUACCUGACACCCGAUUUGCACUUGCCAGAAGCCCAUUUACAGUCAAAGUCGAAGAUGUUUCUGAGACAGCACAAGAGGAGUUCAUUGAACUUACUAACAACGAUGCCGAGAGAACUGAUUUCUCUACGAUGCCAGUUACAAAAUUCUGGAUUAAGUGUUUGCAGUCAUAUCCUGUUCUGUCUGAGACUGUGUUGCGCCUUCUUCUUCCAUUUCCAACAACAUAUCUUUGUGAAAUAGGGUUUUCCAGCUAGUUGAUUAUCAAGUCUAAAUACAGAAGUAGACUUGUUGUGGAAGAUGAUCUUUGUUGUGCUCUUGCAAAGACUGCCCCGAGAAUUUCUGAUCUGAUGAGCAAGAAGCAAUCUCAACCUUCGCAUUGA
This is a messenger RNA of Hipposideros armiger (great roundleaf bat), 1905 nucleotides long. Its product is annotated as zinc finger BED domain-containing protein 5-like. The record is from RefSeq and is a predicted model, not a curated record. NCBI's taxonomy places the organism in Eukaryota, Metazoa, Chordata, Mammalia, Chiroptera, Hipposideridae.